Molecule: messenger RNA, 1021 nt
Organism: Pleuronectes platessa (European plaice)
Lineage: Eukaryota; Metazoa; Chordata; Actinopteri; Pleuronectiformes; Pleuronectidae
Product: syntaxin-binding protein 4
Exons: 9
Coding region: 149-1021 (290 amino acids)
Source: RefSeq, a predicted model, not a curated record
UGUGUGUGUGUGUGUGUGUGUCCAGGCUCUGGACCUGACGGGUCUGCAGCUCACAGAUGUUCAGACUCUCGGGUCCGGACUUCGAGCUGAAGCGACGGGGACGUGGCCUCCGCAGCCAUCACUGUCGGACUUGGAGGACCUGGAGGAGAUGGAGAGACUGAGGAAGGAACACAUCGAGGCUCUGAGAGAUAUCAAGAGGCUGCAGGAGCAGCUGAUGGAGUCUCAGAGAGUUCACCAUCAGAAGGAGGAGGAGCUUAGUAAAGUCAAACAGGAGGUCCAGCUGGGAGCCGAGGACAGUCGGGCUCUGAGGACUCGGAUCCAUUUGGUCGAGGCGGCUCAGAAGCAGGCCAGGGGGAUGGAGAUGGACUACGAGGAGGUGAUCCACCUGCUGGAGGCCGAGAUCGCUGAGCUGAAGACUCAGAGGGUGGAGCAGCCGCCGUCGACCAAUCAGGAGGAGACGGACGAGAUGAAGAAGAAAGUGUCCGUCCUCGAGUGUCAGCUACGGAAGAGUGAGGCGUCCAAAAAGAGCUUUGAGCUGUCGACAGGGAGGCUGCUGCGUUUUGUUGAGAACGUUCAGGACUUCCUGCUCGAAAGUCCCGGACCAGCCAAGAGCUACAGCUCUGGAGACGUUAAAGUGGGGGCGUCGCCUCAAGGUCCGCCUCCUCGCUACAGGAAGAGUCCCUGGACGGCGGCGGCGCUGGCUCAGGAGGCCGCGGAGCUCACGAGGACGGUCAGAGCGAUUCUGGAGGUGGACUUGUUGACCUUCUUCACGAGCCGGCUGUCGGAGGAGGAAGUGGGCGGGGCCCUGAGUCGUCAGCAGGAGGUCAUCAACCAGCUCCUCCCUGUCAACUCCUCGUCUCCUCAGUUCCUUCACAUGACCCAGACGACAUCAUGGAGCCGCCCGGCGGCGAGCGGCAGCGUGGGACCGCCCACUCCUCCACCGGCCUCAGAGAGGGAGGCGGAGCCUGCUGGCGAGACCACAGAGCAGAGACCCAGCCCGUCCAUCGAGACGGAGAUGUAG